CUGAAGGAAGAGACGAGUUUUAGCCGCCAAAAUCCCUAAUUCCGCCGCCAUGGGACCAUCCUUCUGUCUCAUUCAUCGUGGUUAUGUCCCACAUGCUUCACACCACCAUUAUCAAUGCUCACGAUAAAAAUCUUCCUGUUAGAUUCUUUUCCAAUUUUCUUGGUGUUUUCUAAGGUCACGAGGUUCAAGUGUGGAGGAGUGAGCCUUGGAACCGGUAUUCAUCACUGCCUGGCUGACGGGUGAAUUGUUGUUCUUUGAACAGUUUUUUUUAUAAAAGGAUUGCUCUGCUUAGUCUUGCGUGUGAUGAUAUUUUUGGAUAAGCAUCCAAAGAAAUACUACCAUCUCGCCAAGGAGCACGACUAUAGGUCUCGUGCCUCCUGGAAGCUGGUCCAGCUCGAUUCCAAGUUCAAGUUCCUCCAUUCCUCUCGCGCCGCUCCCGGAGGAUGGAUGCAGGUCGCCGUAGAGAAGGUUCCCGUCGGGAGCCUCGUUCUCGAUCUCGAUUUGGUGAGAAUCGCUCCUCUGCGUGGCGCCAUAUCCAUCGAGCAGGACAUCACGAAGCCAGAGCGCAGGGUCAAGGUGAAGAAGAUUAUGGGCGGCAGUUAGUGGCCUCUCAAUUGACCGAUGGUGAAAGUAUGCGGCGACAAUUGAUUUUAGUGAAGGGAAAUCAAUCGUGGACAGUAGCUAAGAAAAUUCAAUCUGUUUCAACUCAAGGUGAGUGUAAAGGGGGUAAAUUCUACGCCUUGCGUAUUCUUUUAAGUAUUAUGAUUUUAAGUAUUUUAGCGAAUUGGUUAUCGUUGCUUGGUUAUGUGUAUGAUUGAUUAUUUGUGCUUUGCUUGAGUUAUGGUUUGAGAUGAUUUUGUGCUAUUUGAGGUGAUUUUGUUUGAGCUAUGCUUGAAGUGAAUGUUUAUUAAUUACUUUGAAAUUUUUACGAGUAUAAGUUAUUAUUAAAGAGUAAGAAACAAGUUCUUUUAAA
This is a messenger RNA of Linum trigynum, 973 nucleotides long. NCBI's taxonomy places the organism in Eukaryota, Viridiplantae, Streptophyta, Magnoliopsida, Malpighiales, Linaceae. The record is from the annotation of a GenBank genome assembly.